This is a messenger RNA of Mixia osmundae IAM 14324, 1788 nucleotides long. RefSeq lists its product as uncharacterized. Bases 44 to 1714 code for a protein of 556 amino acids. Gene Ontology annotation, cellular component: nucleus; mitochondrion. Gene Ontology annotation, molecular function: single-stranded DNA 5'-3' DNA exonuclease activity. Gene Ontology annotation, biological process: interstrand cross-link repair. The transcript has 3 exons. The record is from RefSeq and is a predicted model, not a curated record. Lineage: Eukaryota; Fungi; Basidiomycota; Mixiomycetes; Mixiales; Mixiaceae.
GAUCAAGCGAACAAGCUUGUCCUGACAUCAUCGAUGGGCGCCAAUGCAAGCCCGUCCUAGCUCCGACUACGGCGAAGACGAUCUUGACCUAUCUGCUCUCGACUGGGACGCGUACGCUCACUGCCAGCCAAGCAGAGAGGCACGAUCGGUGUCCGGUCAGAUUGAGAUCGAAUACGAGCGUGACGAUCUCGAGCCGAAAAGCGACGUUCUGCUAGACUUGCUAGGGGAGACAGGUCCAGCGUCAGACAUGGCACUGCAGGCCACCAAGGAGGGAGCGAGACGAUCACUCUUUGAGCGGUUCAGAUCAAGAGGCAGUUUAAGCGCUACUGACUUUUCCGGCCCGUCCUGGUGCGAAUAUGCCUUCAUCUAUGGCAUGCUCGGAAAACGCUGGUUACCUGUCGCAGAACGUCCAACGUCUAUCAUCACCCAGCAAGGCAAUACAGUCAAGAUCGACCAAAAACAGACUGUGCGCCAACAAAAGAUCCUUGAUGCAGGCGUUGCGACUCAUCUGAAGCUCGAACGGAAAGUUCACCCCGAAGUCGUCAAGAUUGAAACGACGAGCAAAGUCGAUGCGAUCGCAUUGAAAUUAUACAGACUUAUCGCAGCACUAGAUUCCCUGCUAAGAAAUGGUCACACGCGCGAGUUCCCACUGUUCGGUCGGCUGGACAAUUUCAUCGUUCUUGGCGUGGCGGACGAGAUCAAACGCGAACCAAUCUUGAAACACACCACAAAGACUGGCACGAAGCGCAAGGGCAGGAGAUCAGAUUCGUCUGCACAGCAAGACAGGACGUUGCACCAGUUCUUCUCACUGCAAGCAAAGCCGGAGGACAAGCCUGCCGCGCCGCCUGUACCUACCCAUCGCUGCCUACUGACAGAUACCAAGACGCGCGCGAAGAGUACCGCGCUCCCGGCUGAGCCAAUCAGAAAGGCGUCAGAAAUGCAGCUCAUGAUUUAUAAGAGGCUCUUCGACGAGCUCAGAGACGACAAGAUGCCUUGGGACGACUACCUUGCACUGUUCAGGCUAGAGCGCGAGUCCGCCUUCAGUGAAGAAUUUGGCAGAGACAUGAACGCUCUGAUUGGCUCUGCUGUCGAGACCGAAGCUCUCCAACGAGCAAAGACGCUAGGCGAUCUCAUCAAUUGUAUACGGAUCUACUUUGGCCAGCUGGAGCCGAUCGACCCAAAGCUGCAGCUCAUCUACUGCUUGCGCCAGGCUCUGGAUUCACCUGCCUCCAGUCCUGCUCCUGAGGAGCCGGAGAUGCUAGCGAAACGACCUCGCACGAGAGCGCAAGCAGCGGAAGCGCAGCUCUCUUCCGCUGAACCACCCAUCGCUAGGUCGAAAAUGAGCACUUCGGUGGGCAAAGAGAUUGGCCGUCAUACAUUCAAAUACGACGCGGACAGACUGCAGGCGCUCCUGUGCGAUAGAGGUCAAUUCUGGCGGUCGGAGAGGGAACCGAGAGGCGUCAGUAUCGAAGAAACGAGGAAAUGUCACUAUUGCGAGUUUUACAAUGACUGCGAAUGGCGCAAUGCACAGGCAGAGAGACUGACUGCCGAUAUCAGGAGUGCGAAAGCCGAAGCUGAGCGCAAGAGAGCACAAGUCAUCGCCGAUGCGGCGCUCCAGAGGCAAACGGAUGCAGAGACCCGGGCGGCAGAAGAGGCAAUUCUGUUGGAGCAUGAGCUGGUCCGCACGACCGCAGCAGCUGUAUCGACUACGUGAUUUUUUGUAUGUUGCUCGACUGUGCACCAUGUGUCGCACCUUCAAUGUAUCACUUGAACGCGUCUCGGUGACUU